AUGGCUAUGAAUAAUCAAUUCACUCCUAUUGAAUAUCUUGUUAUUGAUCAUUUUUGUUCGUUGAACGAACUUGCAUCUUUAAUUUCUUAUACACCACAACUUCGCUGUCUAAUUCUUCAUAAAGGAAAAUCGAAUGAUUCUAAUAUUAUGGUAUUAUUAUCAUCAAUUACUUUAGCUAAUCUAAAGUGGAUUUAUUUGAAUUUAUGUCAAACAAUAUUUAAUGAACUAGAAAUAUUCAUUACAAAAAUAUUUCCAAAUUUAAAAAGUUUAUCUAUUAUUGAAUCAGAAGAUAUUACUUUUCUUGAUGCUCAUCGAUGGGAACAAUUAAUUUUAAAUUAUUUUUCUCAGUUAGAAAAAUUUUAUCUGAUAUACGAUGAUUAUGUUGAUAAUGAACAAAAAUAUCCAAUAUAUACUCGAAGACCGAACUAA
Rotaria sordida is the source of this 429-nucleotide messenger RNA. The record is from the annotation of a GenBank genome assembly. Lineage: Eukaryota; Metazoa; Rotifera; Eurotatoria; Philodinida; Philodinidae.